UUCUUGCACAUUUCCAGAGGGUCUCGGAUAUCCUUGGUCAGCUUCGCAUGGUAUGUUGCGAGACGGACGUUCGGGACUCGAGGCUCUCGUUUCGAUUGCCAAGUCUGCGCAGCCAUGAUUGACGUACGUUGUUCGAUGAGCGGUGGCUAGUGUUGCCGGGCAAAGAUGCAUAGCGACGAGUAGUAUAAAGAUGAUGACCACCGUGAGCAAGCAAUCGAACCAAGACACCAUUCUUAACAUAUUGGAUAAGCCAGCUUAAUCUCAAGCAAACCGUCAGGUAGUUUCCUCUCAAAUCUGACCCAUUUGACCAAUUUUCACCUUCUAUUGUCUUUUCUCAGGAUUCUCGGAGGCUCGAUUCGACCGAUUUCAAUGCAGCUCAACAGAGGUCUUACUCUUCUAGCAAGCAUCCGCCUUAUCUUGGCUUGCGGCGAUGAUCCGGCUGCGGGCUCAGAUGUCGGCAUAGCCGCUCACCGCGCGAGAUACAGCAAACGCAGUGAUCCAGCAACAAACCUCACCACGUCCUCGCCCCAAGUGACUGCCCUAGACAACGUUCGGUAUUUCAAUGGUCAUGGUCUAUCCGCUCCGACUACUGUGCUCAUUUCUGGUUCGAGUAUCGGCUUGAUCGGCACCAAUCUCGGCGUCACGCCUGAUACCCAUAUCAACGGCACCGGGCAUGUCCUUCUCCCCGGCUUCUUCGAGUCACACGCACACCCGGGCUCCCUCGAAGAAAUGAAAAAUCUUACGGCUGCUGGUGUGACUACUACGAUCGGCGCAUCCUGUCAAAAUCUCACGCUUUGUGCGCAGCUUAGGAACCUACCAGGCCUCACCAGCUUUAUCACCGCUGGUCUCCCCGCUGUUGCUCCUGGAAGCAGUAACCUCGCAACACCUGGCGGCGUUCCAUCUGUCAAUUUCAUCAACUCAACCGCCCAGAUCCCGUCCUUCAUGUCCAACAAUAUAGCUGCUGGGUCAGAACUCUUCAAACUACGCAGUCAGAAUGGUGGCUUCAGUCAAGACAUGCAAACCGCAAUCGUAGCCGAGGGCCACAAGUACGGACGCGUAGUAAUGACGCAUGCAACGGAAUCCGAUAGCUGGGUACGCGCACUUGGAAGUGGGACAGACUUGAUCCAUCACACUAUUACGGACGCAAACAUCAGCGAUGACCAAGUACAGCAACUUCUUGGUAUGGGUGUAGUCAACGUCCCGACGUUGCGUGUGCACUAUCAAGGCUGGCAGGCUGGCUAUUAUCCGGAUGCCAACUGGACAAUGAUUCAGUCGAAUGUGCGGAAAUUGUAUGACGCUGGUGCGGAUCUUCUCGUGGGCACGGAUGUGCAUACCUUAACACCGGGGGCCCUCACAGAGCUUUGGUUUCCAUUUGGGAGUAGUCUGCAUGAGGAGAUGGAAUUGUUGACUGAAGUCGGCCUGUCGAAUGCAGAUGUUCUGAGAAUGGCUACCAAGGAGCCAGCCAGAAUCUUUGGGUACACUGAUAGGGGACAGGUUAAAACUGGGUUGAGGGCAGAUCUGCUCUUAGUCGAGGGCGACCCCAUAGCGGACAUCAAGAUUAUAAACAACGUGAGAAACGUGUGGGUUGCUGGUGAGGAGUACAUGGGAUAGAGCUGGUGGGUCUUAUGGAAGUAGGUUGCAUACUUUGUUGGCGUAUGCUGGUAGUGAUGUGACAAUGGGGAGCAAAUGUGUAUUUUACG
Molecule: messenger RNA, 1700 nt
Organism: Pseudovirgaria hyperparasitica
Lineage: Eukaryota; Fungi; Ascomycota; Dothideomycetes; Acrospermales; Acrospermaceae
Exons: 1
Coding region: 370-1611 (413 amino acids)
Molecular function (GO): hydrolase activity, acting on carbon-nitrogen (but not peptide) bonds
Source: RefSeq, a predicted model, not a curated record